Molecule: messenger RNA, 955 nt
Organism: Lucilia cuprina (Australian sheep blowfly)
Lineage: Eukaryota; Metazoa; Arthropoda; Insecta; Diptera; Calliphoridae
Product: putative peptidyl-prolyl cis-trans isomerase dodo
Exons: 2
Coding region: 139-627 (162 amino acids)
Cellular component (GO): nucleus; cytosol
Molecular function (GO): protein binding; peptidyl-prolyl cis-trans isomerase activity
Source: RefSeq, a predicted model, not a curated record
GCCGUUUAUAUUUGUCGGCGCAGGGCUCUGGGUAUAUAUCACAGGAAAAUAUACACACUUUUUGCGAAUUGUUCGUUGUAAAUAUUAUUAUCUGAGAAGUAAAUUAUUAAAUUUUGAGAACAACAAAACAAAGCUAAAAUGUCUGAUAACGAAAAGAAUAUACCGGAAGGCUGGGAAGAACGCACAAGUCGUUCAACGGGCCUAACCUAUUAUUUAAACAUAUACACUAAAGAAUCCCAAUGGGAUUUGCCCACAGAACCGGCCAAAAAAGAAAUUACCUCUACCGGCCCAAAUGAGGUAAGAGCCUCCCAUUUGCUGGUCAAACACAAGGGCAGUCGUCGUCCCUCGUCGUGGCGUGAAGAGAAUAUAACACGUACCAAAGAUGAAGCUCGUCAAAUAUUGGAAGACUACCGAAAGAGGAUUGAAAGUGGCGAUGCCACUUUGGAGGAGUUGGCCCAAUUGUACAGUGAUUGCAGUUCAGCCAAACGAGGCGGAGAUUUGGGCAUGUUCGGUCGUGGUCAAAUGCAAAAGCCAUUUGAAGAGGCCGCCUUCAGCUUAAAAGUUGGUCAAUUAUCUAAGAUAGUAGAUACAGAAUCUGGACUACAUAUUAUUUUACGCACAGAAUAAGUUAUUUGCUACUACAGAACGUGUGUAGCAUCACAACUACUAAGAAGUCAAAUCAAAACCACAAAGCAUUUUUAAAGUUUAAACAUUGGAUCGACUCAUUGAAAAAAAUGGGAUUUUGUUAAUCUUCUAAAACAAAGUCCACUUUUUUCUAGUGUUGCCGUUCUAGUUACCAUCUCUUAAAACAUAAAGUUUAAUACAAUUUUUAAAUACAUUUGAGAAUUGAUCAUACUAUUAUUAUUAUUUAACAAUUUACUCCUUAAACUGCAUUUUUAAAAGGAAAAUCUUUCCGUUUGUUUUUUUUAAUAAAAACUAUUAUUUGUUUAAUAUA